AAAUUCAGUAACCUCCAAUCCCUAGAUUUAGUGACUUACAGUAUCGUGUAAAUUUUGGAGAUUCGCGAUAAUACUUACAUAAUUUAAGUUUUUAACAAACAUUGACCGGUGGACGCUUAUGAACUAAGUACAAGACAGUUCUUCAACUAUGGGAAAACCAUUUAUUCCUUGUGUGCAGCCAAGUCUUGAAAUCCACUAUCGGAUAAAUUAGUCUAAGCAACUCCCUUGAAAUGGUAUAAGGGGAAACUUUAAUAUGCAUCUUUUCAGAAAGGGCGCAGCAUACCACAAUAAUAUUCAGACACGUUUUGCUCUUUGGCUUAUUUUUCUGCGUACAUCCCUACUUGAAUAUAUCUAGGAUUAACUGGUACUGCUCGGUAAGAGAAAGUUUCAUUUGAAGCAUUUGAAGAAUUCAGACUGGGAAUCGAUAAUAAGUAAUAAUGGCCAGUAGGAUGCCUAAUAACUUCAGAAACUGUUCAUGUUAUGUACUUCCGAAGAACACUUUAACUGCUCUGAACUUUAGAUUGACUCAAAACCAAUAAACAAUGUUUACUACAAUGGAUGUAUAUGAUGCAGCCUUAUCUAUCGGUCGUGAAUGCCAGUUAAUUGUUGAUGAGUAUGGUGAUGAUGUAUUAAGAGAUUUAAUGCCGAAAAUUGUCUAUAUUUUGGAAGAAUUAGAAGCUUGUACUAGUUAUUGUGAUAAAGAAAAGGAAGAAAUUGCACGCCUUCAAACGGUUGCAGAUGAACUUCGUCAAGAUCAGAAAUCUGACAUUAUACUUAAAGAUAAAUAUGAUAAAAGUUUGGAACAGCUUGAACAAAGUUGGUAUUGUGAAAGUCAAAAGUUAUUGCAAGAAAUUGCUGAAUUAGAACAAGAAAAUGUUCGUUUAACACAUCAUUUAAUUUCUUCUUGUCAUAAAGAGGUCAGAGAACAGGAAGAUUCCAAUAUCUUACAAAAUUGUGUAAUGUGUGAUGAAUCAAAUAUUAUAUGUCCAACAUCUCACCAGUCAAAAGUAGGUGCUUUUUUAUUAGCCACUGCAAAGUUGGGUCUUAAAGGUGUUUCAGUCAAUCUUGACACGGACAAAAUUUAUGACAACUUAAAAAUCAAACCUAGUGAGGAGGAAUUAUCUGAUAUGAUGUCUAGUUUACUAUUGGAGACGGAAGAAAGAAUACAGUUAACUGAACAAGAAAAUCGUGCAGCUGAUCUUCAACUAGUUCAACAACUAAAAGAAUGUGUAGCAAUUAAUUACAAAACUGCACGACAAAUUCGUCGUGAGUUAACUGAAGUUGGCGCUUCAUUAGAUGCAUCGGAAGAAGAAGUUUGUCGUUUAGCUCGUCAAAGCGGUCAAUUAUUGGCAUCUUGUGCCCCUCAUAGACGUCAAACUGGUCAAUUGGUGUCAGAAAAAGCCACACUUGAAACACAGUUAUGUGUAAAAGAACGAGAAUUGGCUAAUUUACUGAAAGAUUUAUCAAAUAACGAUACGCUACAUAAUGACCAAUCUGGAAUAAUGUCGAAUACAUGUGAAUCAAUACUACAACUACCUGCUGGACAAGGUUUAGAAUCAAUUAAUUUUGAACAAGAAUCAAAUACUACUAAUAAAUAUAUCUCUGUAGAAGAAUUACGUUAUCUGCUACAUGAACGAAAUGAACUUAAAUGUCGACUAAUUGAAUUGGAAGAAGAAUUGAGACUGUUAGAGUUAGAAAAUCAAAAGGAUCCAGAAGUAGAAGGACCUAUGUUGCCUGAACCACCUGAAAAACUUCGUCCAAAUAGGAAAAACCGUUUAACUAUAAAAAUGAUCUUUGAAAAUCUUCUUCAUCAUUUAACUGAACGUGCUACAACUAUAUUAUCAUGAAGCUGGUUGGUUGGUUAUUAUCAUGAAUAAUAUUCCCUACACAAGAUUCUUUUGAGCUAUUAUACGCAUUUAUAAUCCUAUUGACUUUUGUUUAUUUAUCUUAGAUUGCAUAAUACACAAUAAUUGUAAUAAGACUCAUAAUGAUAAAUAUAUAUAUUAUUGUAUCCGUCUGUGUGGUGUGUGUGUGUUUGUGCAUUUCAUUUGGAGUUGAUCAUUUUAUGCUUUCUAUGUUUUAGUUUCUAUUGAAUUAAAAGAAAAUAUUCAAUUGUUAUUUUUUGAAUUUUAUUAUCAUUAUUCAUAAUAUUUUGUUUCUUUUUGUGAAAUAUGUUUGUAAAAUUGAUUAAUUUUGUUUUUAUUAUUUUACAUUGGUGAUAAAAUUCAUCUAUUUUACUAAUACUACUUUAUUUUAUUUGUCAGUAGUCAUUCUAGUCAUGAAUUAAUUUAUUUGUGAUUUGUUUACUGUUUUAUAAUUUUUGUUUCAAUAUUUUUAAAAGGAAGUUCUAUGUUAUUUAUUACUUAAUCUAUAAUUCAUUAACUCAUAUAGGCGCUUUUUUGUCUUAUUCGUUUAAAUGAAUAAACUGAAUAUAUUCAAAU
Messenger RNA from Schistosoma curassoni, 2441 nucleotides. The record is from the annotation of a GenBank genome assembly. NCBI's taxonomy places the organism in Eukaryota, Metazoa, Platyhelminthes, Trematoda, Strigeidida, Schistosomatidae.